AUGGUCCAAGCUCUUGUGAGUAUGUAUGUUGAUUUACAGGCCAAGGGUCUUGUAUCACGCCAAGGUGUUUACAAGCAUUAUGUUCUUGGCAUGUUGGCAUCUUUAGAAGGCCGCAAUGAAGCACGGUCAAACAGCACAGAUUGUGAGAAGUUACUAGCAGUUUGUGAAAUUGAGUUGAACUAUGAUAGUUGCAAGGAGUAUAUCCAAACUCUUCCUGCCACAGAUAUUUCAUACAUUAUUGGAAGGUAUUACACACUAUGUUUCCCUUGCAACUUAGCAAGAAGCCAACCACAGGAACCUUCAUGGAAGGAACCUCUCUGUAUGCUGUUAACGCUUUGGAUUAAACUAGUUGACGACAUACCAAAGCAGUCAACUGAUGCUAGCUCAUAUGAAAGGACAGGCUACUUGGAUUCGAACCGGUUAACUCACUGCAUGAGUACCUUCAGACAGCUGUUAAUAAAUAAUGAGAUAACAGUGCACCAAGGUUGGGAUGCCAUCUCUAUGUUUGUACAAGUUGGCUUUAACAGUGAAAUGAUAAUGGACACAUCACACUUUUGCCGAGCUAUGGUUCUUUCUGGAUGUGGUUUCAAAACUGUAGUUGAAGUGUACCAUGGAGGACAGGAAAAUUUGGAAAGUGUAAAUGCAGACUCGAGGAAUCCUUUGGAUCUCUUAGAGCUUUAUGGUGCUUCUACAGAUGGCUGUUUGUCCAAUCUGAUCGAAGGCUCUUGUGAUUCUCAGGCAUUGCUUCAUAAGUUACUGUCUUCAUUGAGCCAGUCAGUAGGGGAGCAUGCUGACUCUCUUGAAAUGAUCCGAUCUGGUGUCUGGGGAAAGUUGAUAGCCUUUUCUGAGAACAUGCAGCUAGGUAGCCAACUACGUGUCUAUGCGCUGCAGCUGAUGCAGUGUAUUACGGGAAGAAACCUCAAAAGCCUUCCAAAUGAGAUUGUUUCCCAGGUUGAGCCAUGGGAAUCAUGGUAUGAGCCUGGAACAAGUGAUUCCUUAGCUGAUGAGGGCAGUACUCCCUCUUGCAGCAUCACAGCGAGUCUGGUGGCACUCAGAUCUAAUCAGAUGGUCACUGCAGUUCUGCCAGAUACUAGUAUCACGCCCGAAAACUUGUCGAGUCUUCACUCUGCAGUAUCUUGCUUCUUACAUUUGUCGGAACGUGCUUCUUCUGUUGAGAGUGUUACUGUUCUGGAAGCAGUGCUAGAAGAGUGGGAGCAACUGUUCUCUUCACCAAAAGAAGAAUAUGUUCAGCCUCAGGAUUCGCCAAAAGAAGCAAGCGACUGGAGUGAUGGAUGGGAUGAUGGCUGGGAGGCCCUACCAGAAGAGUUGGAGAAUCCAGCGCAAAAGCAAGAUGGUGCGUCGUCAUUAUCUGUCCAUCCUCUCCACAGUUGUUGGAUGGAGAUCAUCAGAAAGCUUGCUGGGCUCGGCGAGCUCCAGAAGAUCAUUGAGCUUCUAGAUCGAGCAUCCUCAAAGCAUAGCAGGUUGCUAGAGGACGAAGAAGCACACCGCUUGCUUGAACUCCUUUCCGCAGCACCGAACUGCUUCAUGGCUCUCAAAAUCAUGCUGCUGCUCCCAUACGAAGCUCCACAGCUGCAGUGCCUGCAGACGGUCGAGGCGAAAAUCAGGGAAGGAACUGCGUCCACCUCAUCGAAUGCCAAAGACCACGAGCUGCUGGCGUUGGUCCUCUCAUCCGGAGUCCUGCAGAAGAUGGCUGGAGAAGAGGGGUACUCGAAACUCUUCUCUCACACAUGCCACCUCGUCGGACAUCUCGCGAGGUCGUUCCAGGGCGAUCUCUGCGCACACUGGGAAGCUGAAUCUAAGAUGAAUCAGAAGUCUCUGCUGUUCGGUAAGGUGCUGCUCCCGUGCUUCAUAUCUGAGAGCUGGUGCUCAAAGGGCAGUAUCUGUUGGCCGGGUUCAUCGUCUCGAGAUGGAUGCACACCCCCGCAUCCCUUGGUCUGA
Messenger RNA from Triticum turgidum subsp. durum (durum wheat), 1959 nucleotides. The record is from the annotation of a GenBank genome assembly. NCBI's taxonomy places the organism in Eukaryota, Viridiplantae, Streptophyta, Magnoliopsida, Poales, Poaceae.